GAAGGGGAACUGACUGGACCAGUUUCAGGAACUGGCCUUGGACAGCCAUGUCCUUCCUGGCGUAGAUGCCAGCAUUAUUGCCCAAUCAUAGAUAACUUUGUGCCCGGAGGGUAUAAGAGAAAACAGCAUCCUGGACAUAGCAGACUCAGGUCCCACCAGCUACAGAAAUGAGGUCUGUUCUGAUCAUCACCCUCGUCAGCUGCUUCUGUGCAGCAUAUGAGGCCAAAGUCUUCUCCAAGUGUGAGCUGGCCCGCAAGCUAAAGACCAAGGGAAUGGAUGGCUACCAUGGCUACAGCCUGGCAAACUGGGUCUGCAUGGCUCAGUAUGAGAGUAAAUUCAACACCCGGGCCUUUAAUGGGAGAAAUACCAAUGGCAGUAAAGACUAUGGGAUCUUCCAGCUGAACAGCCGGUGGUGGUGCAAAAACAGCAACCAGCCCUCAGCAAACGCCUGCAGCAAAAUGUGCAACGAGUUUCUGGAUGACAACAUCGAUGAUGACAUCACGUGUGCCAAGAGGGUUGUGAGAGAUCCUAAUGGGAUGUCCGCCUGGGUGGCCUGGGUAAAACACUGCAAGGGCAGGAAUUUGUCCAGGUACCUGGCUGGCUGUAACCUGUGAGACGGUCAUUGAAUAUGGCUCCUGGAGAAGGUGGCCCAGAAGGCAGAGUAAUUCUUCAAGGUUCUUGGAAGCUCUGAAAGUCCCCUCCUCACUGCCUCCAAAAUAAAAGUUACUCACUUUCA
This is a messenger RNA of Callorhinus ursinus (northern fur seal), 736 nucleotides long. Its product is annotated as lysozyme C, milk isozyme-like. The record is from RefSeq and is a predicted model, not a curated record. Gene Ontology annotation, molecular function: lysozyme activity. NCBI's taxonomy places the organism in Eukaryota, Metazoa, Chordata, Mammalia, Carnivora, Otariidae.